This is a messenger RNA of Sardina pilchardus (European sardine), 6998 nucleotides long. It is a transcript of the gene usp43a, whose product is annotated as ubiquitin specific peptidase 43a. Lineage: Eukaryota; Metazoa; Chordata; Actinopteri; Clupeiformes; Clupeidae. The record is from RefSeq and is a predicted model, not a curated record. The transcript has 15 exons. Bases 157 to 3846 code for a protein of 1229 amino acids. Gene Ontology annotation, biological process: protein deubiquitination. Gene Ontology annotation, molecular function: cysteine-type deubiquitinase activity.
AUGUCUGGGGGACAUUACUCAUGUGCCUUCGCACCGAUACGGUGCCACCGUGUAUUUUUCACAGUGCGUUUUUAAAAAGAGGUGUUGGACACGGACAGGUAGGAUUGUUUUCUUCUACCGUUGCAGUUUAAAUUUACCGUCGGUGUUACAACAAUCAUGGAUACUCCGAGGGAUAAAGUGAAGAAACAAGCUAUUAAAUCGAAAUCAACGAAACGUAAGGACAAGAAAUACAAAUCAGGAAAGGUCUUCAGACGAAAAUCUUUGAAGUCACUUGGGAAUUUUAUGAACCGUAUUUUGAAAACUUUGGGCACUUUAGCACACUUUGGAGACGUCGAUCCAGCAGACGCCGAGGACGAUGAUGGUGGGUUUCGAGACAGUGCGGCGUGCACUUUGAGCGCGAACUCAGGGAAUUUUAAAGAGGAUUUUCAGGGCGCGAGGGGGAAUACUUUGAAAAAGAGCUCUACUUUGUCUUCCCAUGGAUCAGUAAAAGACAGAUUGUCGUGGUGUGGCGACAAAACUCCUGGCGUCUUGGGUUUGAAAAAUCAUGGCAACACUUGUUUCAUGAACGCUGUGGUUCAGUGCCUGAGCAACACUGAUCUCUUGGCGGAAUAUCUUGGUUUGGAACAGUACAAAUCGGAUUUAUGCCAAAGGAGAGUCAAUGGAAUAGUAAAAAACGAGGAGCUUGUUUCCGUCAGAGGUGAGGUGACGGAGCAACUGGCGGCUUUGGUGCGAGCGCUUUGGACACUGGAAUACACGCCACAGCUGUCAGUCGAAUUCAAGAGCAUUGUGUCCAAGUAUGGCACACAGUUCAGGGGGAACUCCCAGCACGACGCCCUGGAGUUUCUGCUCUGGCUCCUGGACCGUGUGCACGAGGAUGCCAACCCCACCCAGAACAACAACAGCAAGACCAAAGCCUCCGCUAUGGUCCAAGCGGGAGCAGAGACCAUUCAUGCUACUGGUCCAGUGAACACGCAGCCGCCGGGCACGCGCUCCAGCUUCGUCCAGGAACACUUCCAGGCCCAGUACAGGUCCUCUCUGACGUGUCCACAUUGCCUUAAACAGAGCAACACAUUUGACCCCUUCCUGUGCAUCUCCCUGCCCAUCCCACUGCGCCAGACCAGGCCUCUGAAUGUCACGCUGGUCUUCAGCACCAAGGGCCAGCGGUACCUGCGCGUGGGGCUGGCCGUGCCUCUCUACGGAUCCGUAUCUGCACUGCGCACCAUGGUGGCCGAGGAGGGCAAGAUCUCCCCAGAACAGGUUAUUCUGACAGAGAUCUACCCGACGGGGUUCCAGCGCUCCUUCUCCGACGAUGACGACCUGACCAGCAUCGCCGACAGCGACGUCAUCUACGCCUUCCAGGCCCCGCCCCUCUACAGCAGGGGAGGCUCGGCACGAAUCUCAGGGUACCACCACAGCCUGCCCUCCUCCCCCUACACCUCUGGUCCGGAGGGUCAGCGGCUGCAUCCCUCGGGCACCUUGUCCUCCGAGUUCCUGAACCAGGGUGGCACCAGCAAGCUCCUCCUGCUCAUCUGCAACACGGCCGGCUCUGGCCAGCAGGCAGUGAGGUUUGGACCCCCCUUCCUCAUGCGUGAGGAGAGGACCCUCUCUUGGGACCAGUUCCAGCAGAGCAUCCUUAGCAAGCUCUACUACCUGAUGCUUAACAGUGCGCAAGCACAGAACGGAGGAGUGCUGUUCAAGAUCCGUGUGGUUGGUGGAUCCACGUCCUACAGCUACUUAUCCCCCCAGGACAGCCGGCCACUUUGCCACCCAGCAGUGGACAGGGCCCUGAAGCUGUGUGCUGCUGGAGGCCCAGCCCAUGUGAAGCUCAUCAUUGAGUGGGAGCACAAGAUCAAGGAGUGUCUGUUUGGGAACAUCCAGGAGGAGGUGGUGAAGGACGCGGAGAGCGUGAGGGUGCAGCAGCAGCAGCAUCUCCAGCAGCACAGCUGCACGCUGGACGAGUGCUUUCAGCUCUACACCAAAGAGGAGCAGUUGGCGCCGGACGACGCCUGGAAGUGUCCCCACUGCAAGCAGCUGCAGCAGGGCAUGGUGAAGAUGAGCCUGUGGACGCUGCCGGACAUCCUCAUCCUGCACCUCAAGCGCUUCCGGCAGGUGGGCGAGCGCCGCAACAAGCUCUCCACGCUGGUGCGCUUCCCGCUGGCCGGCCUGGACAUGGCGCCGCACGUGGUCAAGCGCAGCCAGAGCGUGCGCAGCCUGGGGCCCUGGCCGGCCGCCUGGAAGCAGCCCGACGGCACGCUGCCCCACCACUUCCUGUACGACCUCUACGCCGUCUGCAACCACCACGGGGGCAUGCACGGAGGACACUACACCGCGUACUGUCGUAACUCGGUGGACGGUCAGUGGUACAGCUACGAUGACAGCAGCGUGGACCUGGUGCCCGAGGAGGAGCUGUGUACCCGCGGUGCCUACAUUCUCUUCUACCAGAGACGCGACGCCAUCCCGCCCUGGUCUGCCAGCAGCUCUGUCAGGGGCUCGACCAGCUCCUCCAUGUCUGACCACUGGCUCAUCCGGCUGGCCGGGGACAGCAAGCGCGGCAGCGUCGUGUCCCGCAGCUCCACCACCUGUCCGUCAUCCAUCCCCGACUCGCCUGAGUCACCCGUCUUCCAAGACGAGCCCCCCAAACCCGAGAGAGGUGGUUUUGAGACGAGGCCGUUCGUGCGGGGCCUCCAGGGCCGCAGCGUGAGCAUGCGGACGCCCACCAAGGCGCGGGACACCCUGAGCAAGGUGCUGCCGCUGCGCUGGUCCUUCGGCUCCAAGAGCCGCCGCAAACCGGACCCGGCCGCACCCCCCGAGCCGGCCGCCCCCACCGCCGCCCCCGCCGAGCUGGUGGAGUACCUGGAGUCGGGCCGGCGGCCGCGCUGCACCAAGGACCCCAUCGUCACGCUGGUGGGCAGCCCGUCCGGCAGGGACGGCCCCCACGGCCAGCAGCUGCCCCCGUCCGCCUCCAGCUCCUCCAGCCUCAGCUGCGUGGGCCGGACCCCCGACGAGCAGGCGGACCACCACCACCACCACGGCGGCAAGGCCCCCGACGGGCAGCAGAGGCUGGGCACCGACAAGACGGGCAGCCUGAGGCGCAGCAGCAGCGAGAGGCCCACCAAGCCGCAGCAGCAGCAGCGGGGAGGAGGAGGAGGAGGAGGAGGAGGAGGAGGAGAGGACGGGACCCUCGGACGGAGGAGCACCCGCAAGGCCAAGCAGGAGCCGGGGAGGAGCCACGACGCGGCGUCCAGGAGCGGCUCCAGCACGGGCGCCCAGCCCAGCCCCGGCGCGCGCGCCAGCUCGGACGCCGGCCAGCACAGGGGCAAGGGGGCCGCGGGGGCCGAGGAGCCGGGCGCGCCGGAGCCGGACAAGGCGGGCAGGAGGGGGGAGGAGUCCAGGACGCACGACGGCCUGCUGUCCUUCCUCAAGGGCGGCUUCCUCAAGAAGGACUCCAUGCGGCGCUCGCGGGACAGCGACUGGGGGAGGGCCGGCGAGGCCAGCAGCAGGAGCCUGUCCAAGCUCUCGCUGUCCAACGGGGGCCCCAGCGGCGGCGGCACCGCCCGGGGUCGGCACGGCGACGAGCUGGCCAACGGGAAGGUGGCGGCGGCGCGCGGCAGCGUGCCGGACAUCAAGCGCUCGCAGAGCUCGUGCCACAUCCCGAGCAAGGCCGACCCGGCCCUGCGCCGCACCGCCUCCCUGCACCGCAACGGGCUCUCGGCCGCGCCGCCGCCACCGUCCUCCUCGCGGAGCCCCGCCGCCGCCGACAAGAGCUCGUGCGGCACGCUGCAGCGCAGCCGCUACAGCAGCACCUCCCUGGGCAGGAAGAGGACGGUCCCCGAGUCCAGCUUCUGAGGCGGACGCCGACCCCUGACCUUUGACCCGCUCAGAGCAAUAGUGCACACAAAAGGGCACACGAUGGACACGCGGACUGCUGUGCCCUUGGUGGAGGAGGGAGUAUGCAACGCUGCAAAGAGAGAGGAAGGGGAUUCGCAUACGAGAGCAAGCACGUCGGGUGCUAGUGCUACCCAGUGUUUUUAACGUUUUCUUGUUUAAUACCAUUACAGUUAUGACAAGUGCCUCUGUAACAGAUACGAAGACCAAGGAGCUGGAGGGCCAGUAGUGGAAGCACACGUUCCUGUUCACCCAAACACUUACACUGAACCACACUGGAGCUCUUUACUAAACUUGUGAAUUUCGACCCAUUAGCUUCAUGUCCUGAGAAUACGCUCAUGCUGUGGGAAUCGAAAGUGAAUAACUGAAAUAACAAUAUAUUGGUAUGAUUUUGUGUGGUACCAAAAAAAAACUGAUGUUUGUUUUUUCACUUACUUUGUAAACACAUGUUUAUUUGUAAACAUCUGUUUGAAGGUCUAUUUAACUAUUGCAAAGAGAGGGACCAUCUGUGACUAUACAAUAUAACCGCUGCUAGCUUUUCUUUUAAAGAUUUAACAAUAGAGAUUAUAUUGUUGCACUUUUAACAAGGUUGAGAGCACCAGUUAUUUUUAUUUGGUCUACAUUGUGCAAGAUGUCAAAAAUAACUGUUUUUGCACAAAACGAUCUUUGCAGAAAAAAUUAAUUCCAGAACAGAUCAAUUAAUAUAUAAACAUAUAAAUGAUUAAAAGUUUACAUUGAUGUACAAUUAUCUGAUUAUAUAAUGCUUAAAGUUAUAGACACUUGGUAAAUGCUCAUAACAUUUUUUAAACGUAGUGUGCUGGAUGUCAUUGUUAACUGAUUCAUCUCUAACUUGUUGAAUUAGAGGGUUUCAUAUGUACCUGAACAGCUGCCUUUCUCCAAUUAUGUUGUGUUUAUUUGCUGAUUACUGCAUCAAACACUCCCGCAAAAGACUAUAUUAUUCUAACUAUUCUGUGACUAUUCCUGCAAAAAAAAGUUCUUAACACUGGACUGUAUUUUCCCCUGUAUUGAAGUCCCACUGUGUUAGAUUCCCAAAUUUGGAAUGUUUCCAAGCAUAAUAGAACAUUAAUCUAGCACCCCAUUGUGUUAAAUGAAAGGCCUACACACAACGGCAACGGCCAUUUAUGGAAGGCGACCGGCAAAGUGAAUAGGAUCUAUUGAAGUGGUGUUGAGUGGAACAACACACGGCGAGUGGAGCAGCGGGUGGGUCGCCGUCGCAUCACUCUAAUCGGUCCCUUUCUAUUGUUCAGGGCCAUUUGGAUCCAUCAUAAUAAAAAACAGCUGUCUGGUCAGUGUAUCCCCACUGAACCAAUGUGUGAUCACGUCGCCAGUCGUGUGUGGAAAGACAGCAGAUUAAACUGAAUUCCACCAUCACGUUUGACUAUCGUAUCGCCGGCCGUGUGUGACCGCCUCAAUAGUAUGAUUAAGCCCCUUGCCACAGGAGCAGUCUAUAAAAGGACUUGUGUUUAAAGCUCAUCUGUGUCCAGGUGAGAGUAUCUCCAGUACAAAAGAUGAUUUACGGGACAUGAAGGCUUUAAAUUGUGUUGGUAAAACAGCAUGACUUAACCAGGCAGUGUCACUCUUGAGCGAGUGUGUAAUGAUUUUGGAUUGAUUUGGAUUGAACAUUUGUCACAAACUUCCAAACACAUAAGAUAAUCAUCUGCAUUAUGGGCAAGUGUUUAAUCUGUGUAAAAACACAUCUCUUCAGAAUAUUCCUUAAAAACCUUCUCCUGGAUCUGAAAUAUUAGAAAAAAAAAAUUCAUAAUGCAUCAGGGUUAGAGUGAUCUACAGUAUGCUACGUGCUGUAUGCUAUGUCCUAUGCUAUGAGCUGUGUGUUUUCUGUUUGUUUGUCAUUUGCCAAAUGAAGUACACCACUAGGGGCAGACUUAGCUGGUUCUCAAUGAAGGAGCAAUAAAGAUUGAAGUAUCAGAUUCCUCAUAAGUGCUUUUCAACUACUACUGCAGUACUAUGAAUGUGUUUCUAACUAAACAAAACACAUAGCAAAUAUUUAUGUUUAGGUGUCUCACAAUAACAGAAAGGUAUUGAAGUAUAAUGGGUUUGUGGCAUGUCAUACCUUAUCACUUUUUUUUCUUUGCUUUUUGUAAUAAUACCUCCCGAAGCGUCGUGACAGUGUAACUCACUGUGUACACCAAAGCAGAAACCUCACCAAUGUUAAAGAGUCCAAGCUCUCUGCCUGUCCACCUGACACUCUUAUCAUCACAGUACUAUGCCUUGCACAUCACUGGCUUUGAGUAGAGCUUUUUGCCCAUGUCACACUGGAGUUGUGAGUAGUAGCAAGGGGGUGCUGCCUCCACCACAGAGUCUAGUAGUGACGGACUUCUCUAGAAGAUCAAAAGGCAGACUGCCAGGAAGACGUCACCAUACAGUAGAUGAGGAAAAGAUGACAGGCGUUAUUCGGAAUUGCCUUGUGAAUUAGUACCGUAGUAGAACAGAUUAUUAAUGUAUGUCACCUAAAUCGCUUCUUAUCGCACUUAUCAUUUGGGUGGCAUUUUUGUGAGCACCGCUUGCUUUUGCUGUGCGCAGCUUCACGUUCUGUAUCAGUAUGAGCUCACCAACACGCCACACCACGUUUGAAGAGAGUCUCAAUGCUUUAUGUCCGUGUGGACCAGGAGCAGUGUAGCGCCUCGGAAGUCUAGCUGUUUGACUCCAGAGUGGGAGAGUAUUGUGUGAGGUGACAUAGUCGUCGUCGUCGUCGUUAAUUAUUUGCUAAUAAGCAGUUUAGUUCACCUUUUCUUUCAUUUUCUACUGACACUACUGCACUUGUGAGAUAACAAACACCCAAAAGAGCCCUUACGUUGGAAAAAAAACAAAGUGGAGGACUGAAGGAUUUAGGCAGAGUUCCUUGUGUCUGUGAUGAUUCAUAUGCAACUUUUGUAAGGUUUUUAUAAUGGCAUUGUAGAUUCACAAAGGGACGUUUCAUGGGACUGGCCCUGUAGCCUUGCUUAAAGGGGAGAGACGAUUACGCACAAGUGUACAUGACGUGCUACUUCAACAACUUUGGUUUCUAUUUGCCUAUAUGAAGUCUGCUAUAUGUAAUAUUUUAUUUUUUAAUACUGCAAAAUAAAACACUCUUU